This is a messenger RNA of Nanorana parkeri, 1540 nucleotides long. It is a transcript of the gene NAPB, whose product is annotated as NSF attachment protein beta. The coding region runs from base 197 to 1105 and encodes 302 amino acids. Gene Ontology annotation, biological process: intracellular protein transport; regulation of synaptic vesicle priming; synaptic transmission, glutamatergic. The transcript is spliced from 12 exons. Gene Ontology annotation, molecular function: syntaxin binding; soluble NSF attachment protein activity. NCBI's taxonomy places the organism in Eukaryota, Metazoa, Chordata, Amphibia, Anura, Dicroglossidae. The record is from RefSeq and is a predicted model, not a curated record. Gene Ontology annotation, cellular component: vacuolar membrane; terminal bouton; synaptobrevin 2-SNAP-25-syntaxin-1a complex.
GCGCGCCGUGCCCUCAGUCAAUAUGUCCGCCCUCAGCCUCGCCCUCUGCGAUGCGGCUAGGACUCCAUUCCCCAUCAGGCACCGCGGCCGGCUGUCUAGUAGACGGGGGCCGGUUGGGGUCAGUGGCAGUGUGUUGGUGCAGGAGGCAGCUCUCAGUUUGCUCUAGGUCGCAGGGUUCCGGGCAGAUCUCAUCACAAUGGCCAUGGACAAUUCGGGGAAGGAACGGGAGGCCGUGCAGCUGAUGGCGGAUGCUGAGAAGAGGGUGAAGUCAUCGCAUUCCUUCCUGCGGGGUCUCUUCGGAGGAAACACAAAAAUUGAAGAAGCCUGUGAGAUGUAUGCCAGAGCUGCCAACAUGUUCAAGAUGGCGAAGAACUGGAAAGGUAAGUCCUCCUCUGCAGGAAAUGCGUUUUGUCAGGCUGCCAAGCUACACAUGCAACUGCAGAGCAAACACGAUGCAGCUACAAGUUUCGUAGAUGCUGGGAACGCCUUCAAGAAGGCUGAUCCGCUAGAGGCCAUCAACUGCUUAAAUGCAGCCAUCGAUAUUUACACUGAUAUGGGAAGGUUUACAAUUGCUGCUAAGCAUCAUAUUACAAUUGCGGAAAUUUAUGAGACCGAACUUGUUGAUAUUGAAAAGGCAAUUGCACACUAUGAACAGUCAGCAGAUUACUAUAAGGGGGAAGAAUCAAACAGCUCUGCCAAUAAGUGUCUGCUGAAGGUGGCCGCAUAUACUGCACAACUGGAACAGUACCAAAAGGCAAUAGAAAUCUAUGAACAGAUUGGUACAAGCACCAUGGAUAAUCCUCUGCUGAAGUAUAGUGCAAAAGAAUAUUUCUUCAAAGCUGCUCUCUGCCACUUCAUUGUGGAUGAACUGAACGCCAAGCUUGCAGUAGAGAAAUAUGAAGAAAUGUUUCCUGCAUUCUCAGAUUCCAGGGAGUGCAAGCUGUUAAAGAAACUGCUUGAAGCUCAUGAAGAACAAAACAGCGAUUCCUACACUGAAGCUGUGAAGGAAUUUGAUUCAAUAUCUCGUUUGGAUCAAUGGCUGACCACCAUGUUACUUCGGAUCAAGAAAUCAAUGCAAGGAGACGGCGAUGGCGACCUUAAAUGAAGCGGAGAUUUGCCGUCAGUACACGACUGAUCCCUCUUUUACUUUUGUUUUUCCAAAUGAUGUAUUUUAUUUUUUUACAUUUUUUGUUGUGCCAGUAAAGUCUGUAAUACAACACGGUGUGGAUGGCUGCAUGUCAUCUCCAUGAAUCAGUAGUACAGGGAAUAAGUGACUUCCUAAAUAAUGCAGAGCAUUUUCAACAGGCAGUGACACCUUCUUUUUAUGUGAUGGGACACAGACUGUGCUUGAGCAGAUGUAGCUCUUCUCUUGAAGGACAUCAGCUGCUGGAGCACACAGCAUGGGCAGUCAUUUGUGGGCUAAACCAAUAUUCCCGAGCACGGCAGAACACUAGGAAGCAGUGUGUUGUGAAUUUUAUGCCAGGCCUCAUGAAUAUUAAUCUUGGCAUACUUUAAAGUGAACUUGCCAGCCAGUAUGCAU